AUGCAAAUACACUGGAAGGACAUGAGAGUUGGCAAGCAACUGAAGAUCUCUCUCUGCAGUUUUUCUCAUUCUUUCUUCUUAAUUCUUUUAUUUUUGUUUUCAUUCAUUCUUUUUCUAAAUCUUUUUUUAUUUUUCUUCUUGUCUUUUUAUCUCUGUUUCCAUUCUUUUUUUGUCAGUUUUUUUUUUUUCAAUUUCUUUCCUCUUGUUUUCUCAUUCUUUCUUCUCAGUCUUUUUCAUUUUUUAUUUCUAUUUUCAUCCUGUUUUUUUGACAGUUUUAAAACAUUUUCUUUCUUAUCUUCUCACGUCUUUUCUUCUACUACCCACUUUUCUUCUACUUUCUCAUUUAUUUUUUCAUUCACAUUCUUAUCUCUCCUUGUUGUUUUUCACAAUCUUUAUAAACUUUCUGAUUUCCUUCUUACUUCUCGUUUUUAUGUUCAUAUUUUUCUGAUUUGUGGAGAAUGUUAUUAUUUUCUUUUCGUUCUUUUUUUUUCUAUCUUCCCUUCCAUCAUCCAUAAUUCGCUUCUUCAUAAUUUUUUCUUAUUAUUUGUAAUCAUUCACUUCCUCUCAUAUUCUUUUGCUUUUUCUUUUUCUUUUCAUGCUUAUUCCUUCUCUCUCAUUCUUUCUCUUUCUCUUCUUUCUCUUUCUCUUUUUCUUUUCAUUCUUUUGCUUUCUCUCUCAUUCUUUCUCUCUCUUUCUUUCUCUCUCAUUCCGUUCAUUCUUUUUCUUUCUCUCUCUCUCCUAUCAUUCUUUCUCUUAUUCCUUUUAUUAUUUUGCUUUCUCUCUAAUUCUUUCUCUCUCACCUUUCAUUUUCUUUUCCUCUUCCUUUCAUUCUUUUUUUUCUCUCUUUUCAUUCUUUUCAUUCUUUCCUUUCAUUCUUUUUCUUUCUCUCUCUUUCCUUUCAUUCUUUUUCUUUCUCUCUCUUUCCUUUCAUUUUUUUUUCUUUCUCUCUCUUUCCUUUCAUUCUUUUUUUCUUUCUCUCUCAUUCCGUUCAUUCAUUUUCUUAUCUCUCUCUCUUUCAUUCUUUUGCUUUCUCUCUAA
This is a messenger RNA of Acanthosepion pharaonis, 1038 nucleotides long. The record is from the annotation of a GenBank genome assembly. Lineage: Eukaryota; Metazoa; Mollusca; Cephalopoda; Sepiida; Sepiidae.